UUUAAGUUGUCCAAAUAAAAUACGGAGCCUAGACAUGACAAGAGAGAAAAGAAAAGGAAUAUACUGCGUACAUAUAACAUACUUCCAAUAAAUUACUCCGUAUGAUCUUUGUGGGUUCCUCUCUAUUCACUCGUAAUUCUUUUUGCAUAGGCAGUGAAGUACCAAUCUUUGAGACGAUUGACGUUCUUCACUAUGUCAGUGGUGAAACCCUUGAAGAAGUUAGUAUCUUGUGUUAUCCUUGAUUUGGAUGGUACACUUAUCAAUACAGAUGGCAUUGUGACGGAUAUCCUAAAAGUGUUUCUGGCUAACUGUGGAAAGCAAUGGGAUGGCAGAGAAGCUCACAAAAUAGUAGGAAAGACACCUGCGGAAGCUGCGGCUGUGGUUGUUGAAGAAUAUGAGAUUCCCUUAACUAAAGAAGAUUUUCUUUCACAAAUUACUCCAAUGUUUUCAGAGAGGUGGUCCAAUAUUAAAGCUCUUCCAGGUGCCUAUCGAUUGAUUGAUCAUUUGAAGAGUCAUGGUGUGCUAAUAGCUUUGGCUUCUAAUUCUCCGAAGUCAAACAUUGAGACAAAAAUUUCGUAUCAUAAAGGUUGGAGGGAGUCCUUCUCUGCUAUUGUGGGGGGUGAUGAAGUUAAAACGGGAAAGCCAAAUCCUGAAAUUUUUCUUGAAGCAGCAAAGCGGCUUGGUGUAAAUCCGUCCAGUUGCCUUGUCAUUGAAGAUUCAUUACCUGGUAUUACUGCGGGUAAGGUUGCUGGAAUGGAAGUGGUUGCCGUACCAUCCCUUCCUAAACAGUCCCAUUUAUACAGUUCAGCUGAUGAGGUUAUCAAUUCACUUCUUGAUUUGCAUCCAGAAAAGUGGGGCCUGCCUGCAUUUCAAGAUUGGGUAGAAGGAACUUUACCAAUAGACACUUGGCAAAUUGGUGGACCCGUCAUUAGGGGUUUUGGGCGUGGAUCAAAGGUUCUUGGUAUCCCAACUGCUAAUUUAUCCACCAAGGGUUACUCAGAUCUGCUAUCAGAACAUCCAUCAGGUGUUUAUUUUGGGUGGGCUGGUUUAUCUACUCGUGGUAUAUACAAAAUGGUCAUGAGCAUUGGUUGGAACCCGUACUUCAAUAACACCGAAAAGACCAUAGAGCCAUGGCUGCUACAUGAAUUCAGUGAGGACUUCUAUGGGGAAGAAUUACAUCUUGUUAUUGUCGGAUAUAUACGACCUGAGGCUAACUUUUCAUCGCUUGAGAGCUUGAUUGCAAAGAUUCGCGAGGAUGGAAGAAUUGCAGAGGAGGCCCUUGAGCUUCCUCUGUACUCAAAGUACAAAGAUGAUCCCUUUCUGUACAUUUCAUGAUUUAUUUGUGGAAGGGGUGCAGCUGGUUGGGGCCGUCAUCUUAGGCAAGAGUGGUGUCAACCAUGAAGUUACAGGACUACACCGUCUACACGGGGGGUGGGGGUGGGGGGUGAGUCAAGCAUGUAUUGUAUAUUUUAAUUUUAAUUAUAAAAAACAUCGUAUUGAAAUAGGUAGUAUAUAUUUUUCAUAAUUAAGCAAUUUCAACUUCAAAAGUUCAGCCACAUUUUUACCUUACUGAAACGGUUCUAAAUGUGUUCUUACCUAAAGAUGUUGAUAAUAGGAAUCCACGGUGAUUCCAAAUAAAGUUUAAUCUUA
Cuscuta epithymum is the source of this 1650-nucleotide messenger RNA. Lineage: Eukaryota; Viridiplantae; Streptophyta; Magnoliopsida; Solanales; Convolvulaceae. The record is from the annotation of a GenBank genome assembly.